Micromonas pusilla CCMP1545 is the source of this 1050-nucleotide messenger RNA. RefSeq lists its product as uncharacterized. NCBI's taxonomy places the organism in Eukaryota, Viridiplantae, Chlorophyta, Mamiellophyceae, Mamiellales, Mamiellaceae. Gene Ontology annotation, molecular function: kinase activity. The transcript is spliced from 2 exons. The record is from RefSeq and is a predicted model, not a curated record. The coding region runs from base 1 to 1050 and encodes 349 amino acids.
AUGGCGUGCGCUGUCGCCGCGGCGGCGUCGUUCGCGCGCGUCGGCGUCGGCGUCGGCGUCGACUCGCGCGCGCGCCCUCGCGCGUCCGCGACCUUUCGGUCGUCCUCUCGCGUCGCGGUCCGCUCGCGCGCGCGCGCCGCGCGCGUCGCCGCCGCCGCGGAGGAGCGCGUGACCGUCAUCGGAGAAGCGCUCUGGGACUCCCUCCCCGCGGGCCUGUUCCUCGGCGGCGCCCCCGCGAACGUGGCGUGCCAUCUCAACGAGCUCGGCCGCCCCGCGACGAUCGUCUCGCGCGUCGGCGACGACGAGCUCGGGCGCGAGGUAUUGCGUCGCCUGACUUCGCGCGGGCUCGACACGUCUUCCAUCCAAGUGGACGACGGCGGCGUCGCGACCGGGUUCGUCGUCGUCACGAUGAAAGGCGCGAUGCCGUCGUACGACAUCGUUCAGCCCUCCGCGUGGGACGCGAUGACCGCGAGCGACGACCUCGUGGCGGCCGCGAGCGGCAACGUCGUCGUGUACGGAUCUUUGGCGCAGAGAGACGCGCGGUCGCGCGAGGCGAUAAAGGCGGCGGCGGCGGCGGCGUCGAGACGCGUCUUCGACGUCAACCUCCGGAAGCCGUUCAUCGACCCGGAGCUGUGCGUCGAGCACGCGACGGGGUGCUGGCUUCUGAAGCUCAACGACGAGGAGCUGCCGGAGAUGGCGGGCUGGUUGGGGAUCGAGUCGUCGGAGUCCUCGGAUGCGUCGGAUUUGGCCGAGAAGGUGCACGCGAAGCUCGGGUGCGAGAUGCUGUGCGUCACGCGCGGCGGCGACGGCGCGGCGAUCGUCUCUAAGACCGAGGGCUUCGUCCAGCACCCCGGGUUCGAGGUCACGCCCGUGGACACCGUCGGCGCGGGGGAUUCUUUCCUCGCGACGUUGCUCGAUCGGUUGCUGUCGGGGGCGGGCGCCGCGGAGGCUUUGGAGCGGGCGUGUCGCGUCGGCGCGUUCGUCGCGACGCAGCAGGGCGCGACGCCGUUCCACGACCAGACCGGGAUCGACGCGCUCAAGAGCAAGUGA